Nomascus leucogenys (northern white-cheeked gibbon) is the source of this 2134-nucleotide messenger RNA. Its product is annotated as C-X-C chemokine receptor type 2-like. NCBI's taxonomy places the organism in Eukaryota, Metazoa, Chordata, Mammalia, Primates, Hylobatidae. The record is from RefSeq and is a predicted model, not a curated record. The coding region runs from base 464 to 949 and encodes 161 amino acids. Gene Ontology annotation, biological process: immune response; G protein-coupled receptor signaling pathway; neutrophil chemotaxis. The transcript has a single exon. Gene Ontology annotation, molecular function: C-X-C chemokine receptor activity. Gene Ontology annotation, cellular component: membrane.
UAGCAAUCAAUUAUGUUUUGAUCAUCAUCUAUGCCCUGAUGUUUCUACUGAAUCUGAUGUGAAACUCCCUGCCAGUGCUGGUCAUCUUAUUCAGCUGAGUCAGCCACUCUGUCACCGAUGUCUACCUGCUGAACCUGGCCAUGGCUGACUUGUUCUUUUCCCAGACGUUGCCCAUCUUGGCUGCCUCCAAGAUGAAUGGCUGGAUUUUUGGCACAAUCUGUGCCAGGUGGUCUAGCUCCUGAAGGAAGUCAACUUCUACAGUGGUAUUCUACUACUGGCCUGCCGCAGCGUGGACUGUUACCUGGCCAUUGUCCAUGCCACACGCACACUGACCCAGCAGCGCCACUUGGUCAAGUUCAUAUGUCUGGGUGUGUGGAACCUGUUCCUGUUACUGUCCCUGCUCAUCUUACUUUUCCAAAGGACCGUCUACCCACCCUAUGUUAGCCCAGUCUGCUGUGAGGACAUGGGCAACAAUACAGCAAACUGGCGGAUGCUGUUACGGAUCCUGCUCCAGUCCUUUGGCUUCAUCGUGCCGCUGUUGAUCAUGCUGUUCUGCUACAGAUUCACCCUCCGUACGCUGUUUGAGGCCCACAUGAGACAGAAGCACUGGGCCAUGCCAGUCAUCUUUGCUGUCGUCCUCAUCUUCCUGCUCUGCUGGCUGUCCUACAACCUGGUCCUGCUGGCAGACAUCCUCAUGAGAACCCAGAUGACCAAGGAGACUUGUGAGUGCCGCAACGACAUCAACCAGGCCCUGGAUGCCACCGAGAUUCUGGGCAUCCUUCACAGCUGCCUCAACCCCUUCAUCUACACCUUCAUUGGCCAGAAGUUUCGCCAUGGACUCCUCAAGAUUCUAGCCAUACAUAACUUGAUCAGCAAGGACUCCCUGCCCAAAGACAACAGGCCUUCCUUUGUUGGCUCUUUUUCAGGGCACACUUCCACUACUCUCUAAGACCUCCUGCCUCAGUGCAGCCCCGUGGGGUUCCUCCCUUCUCUUCACAGUCGCAUUCCAAGCCUCAUGUCCACUGGUUCUUCUUGGUCUCACUAUCAAUGCAGCCCCCAUUGUGGUCGCAGGAAGCAGAGGAGGCCAUGUCCUUACUAGUUUCCCUUGCAUGGUUUAGAAAGCCUGCCCUGGUGCCUCACCCCUUGCCAUAAUUACUACAUCACUUGCUGGAGCUCUGUCCAUCCUGCCCCUGAGCCCAUGGCACUCUGUGUUCUAAGAAGUGAAAAUCUACACUCCAGUGAGACAGCUCUGCGUACUCGUUAGGAUGGCUAGUAUCAGAAGAAAGAAAAUCAUAAAAUAGAAGGUGUCCACAAAGAUGCAGAGAAAGUGGAAUUCUCGAGCAUCACGAGCGGGAAUGUAAAAUGGUGUGGCCACUGUGGAAGACAGUAUGGCAGCUUUCCUCAAAACAUCGGACAUAGAAUUACCACAUGAUCCUGCAAUUCUACUUCUAGGAAUUGACCCACAAGAAGUGAAAGCAGGGACUUGAACCCAUAUUUGUACACCAAUAUUCAUAGCAGCUUAUUCACAAGACCCAAAAGGCAGACGUAACCCAAAUGUUCAUCAAUGAAUGAAUGAAUGGCUAAACAAAAUGUGAUGUGUACAAUGUUCAUCAAUGAAUGAAUGAAUGGCUAAACAAAAUGUGAUAUGUAUAUAAAGAAGUAUCCUUCAGCCUGAAAGAAGAGUGAAGUACUCAUACAUGUUACAACACAGAUGAACCUUGAAAACUUUAUGCUAAGUGAAAUAAGCCAGACAUAAACAGAUAAAUAGUUUAUGAUUCCACUUACAUGAGGUACUGAGAGUGAACAAAUUCACAGAGACAGAAAGCAGAACAGUGAUUACCAGGGACUGAGGGGAGGGGAGCAUGGGGAGUGAUGGUUUAAUGGGCACAGAGUUUAUGUUUGGGAUGUUGAAAAAGUUGUAAAGAUAAACAGUAGUGAUAGUUGUACAACAAUGUCUGAGUACUUAAUGCCACUAAACUGUACACUUAAAUGUCUAAAAAUGGUAAAAUUUUAUGUAUAUUUUACCUCCAUUAAAAAGAAAACACCUUGGCCCCCAAAGGUACUUUUGCCAAAGAACCAAGGCUGGAAUUUCUUGCUAAAUGAGAUCAUUAAAUGUCUUUCAUUGCUUAAACCA